AUGUCCGAGCCCGCCAAUCCUGGCCAGCCUCAACCCCCUAGGUCGGCCUCAAAAUAUGACAUUAGACAUCCGAAUGUUUCCCGCCCAGUAGUCGAUCAUUUUGAGUCACCGCCGAUAGUAUCGGUAAGGCUACCGCUGAUAAUGUUGGUAAGGCUGCCGUCUGAUUGUUCUGCCAAGACCAUGACCAAGACCAAAGUAGACGAACAAAGAAUCAUCAUGGCUCGAGCAACCAAGGGCCGCCAAAGUCGGCGCUCUAAAGCCACUAAAGAAGCCUCGGCCUGCAAAUGCGGCAAGUCCCGCAAGGUUGCCGGAAAACGUGGCAAAAUUGUUGUUGAUGAGGAUUCAUCUCCAGAGUCCGAGCAGGAGGAAGACUCCACCUCCAAGUGUAGCACCGAUGAUGAGACCGAGGAUGAAGAGACCGACGACCAGUCCACCGAGGAGGAUACGAAUGAAGAGGCAGACCGCAAGAAAAGCAAAUCCAAAAAGUCAAAAAAGUCCAAGAAGGCCAAGAAGAAGUUCGCACCUCGCGGCUCCUUAGCUACCCCCAAGAACAUCUACCGUUCGCUCAAGGACAGCGACGGCAACUGGACGUGGGUGGACAAGUAUCCCAAGGACGUCCCAGAGCCUGCAGAGAACGACGAGACGGCCCAAUACGCCGUCUUGGUGCGCAACGUCAAGUCCAACGAUGCCCGCAAGAAGCUCGAGGCGCACUCCAUCGUGAUUCAGUCUCCUCACCUCAAGAAGGCCCUGGCCGAGAUCCUGAACGACUACCCGGGCGUGGCCAUCGAGCUGGACCGGCUUGAAUUCGAGGCCCCUUUUGUCCCCUUUGUCCACCGCUGGGAAAAGUUCAAGGCCUACGUCGCCGAGGUUGCCAAAGACGCCGACGCCGACGACAAGGACAAAAGGGACAUGAGCCAGCACCUGACAGUCCUGGACGGGAUCCUCCGGUACGAGAUUGGUGACAAGAUUGCCGCCUUUGAGGACUACAUCCGCCACGGCGUCAUCAAAUUCUCGGACUUAUGGAUGAUCUUUCAGCCCGGGGACGCCGCCGUCACCAGCGCGCAGACCGUGGCCAUGGAGGUGGUCGAGACCGAGUACAUGGAGAACCAGUGCGGCAAGUUCCUGCGUGUGCGCGGCGAGUGUGUCGACUUCUCUGGUACCGAGUUCGGCCGCUCCGAAGUGGCGACCGACAUUCCAGAGUUCCUCGGCACCAAGCCCAUCACCGGGCUGAACAUCAACCCCUUGUCGUUUCACGCCGACCGGGACGCGCUAAGCGCCGCCCUCAUCAGUCGCGGCGCCCGUUUCGAGGAGCUCGCGGGUCACAAGUACCGGCAGUACUCUGGCACCGCCAUCGGCUGGGACCAGCAGGGCAAGGAGGUUCCCGUCGAGAUCAGCGGACGCGUCGUCGUCGACAUCGAGAGCUUCAACCGCUUCUCUCCCUGGCCGACCCCGCGCCGCUAUGUCGACGACUGGAACGCGCGGGAUCUGGAGCGUCUCGAGGCGUACAAGCUGGAGCACGGCCUGAAUGAGGAUGGGUCUGUCAAGCUGACGCCCUUCCACCAGAUGAUCUGCCACCGCCGCACGCGUGGCUACAGCCUCAAGGCAAAGAAGUGGCUCGACUUUUACGUCGACCGCAUCGCCGACAUACGCUGGGACGACGGCGCGUUCGACAAGCUCGUGCUGGACCAGGACCACAAGGAGCUCAUCAUGGCCUUCACCGAGUCUCAGCUUGACGCCGAGUCCAAGGGAUCGUUUGACGACGUCAUCGCCGGCAAGGGCCAGGGAGUUAUCUGCCUGCUGUCGGGGCCUCCGGGAGUGGGUAAGACGCUUACGGCUGAGGCGGUGGCCGAACACCUCCGCGUGCCGCUGCAUACGCUCAGUUCGGGCGACCUGGGUAGCCGGCCGCACGAGGUCGAGGCCGGCCUGUCGCGGAUACUGGAGCUGGUCGCGCGGUGGAACGCCGUACUGCUGUUGGACGAGUGCGACGUCUUCCUCGAGGCCCGGUCGACCCACGACCUGGAACGCAACAAGGUCGUGUCCAUCUUCCUGCGGACCCUCGAGUACUUCCAGGGUAUCAUGUUCAUGACCACCAACCGCUGCGAUAAUAUCGACCGCGCCUUCCAGUCUCGCAUCCACGUAAGCCUCGAGUACCCGGACCUGACACCGGCCUCCCGUGCCGCCAUUUGGCGCAACUUUCUGGGCGGCAGGAUGUCGGUGCCCGAGCGGGACAUUGACGACCUCGCCGAGAUCGAGCUCAAUGGUCGCCAGAUCAAGAACGUACUCAAGACUGCGCAGCUACUGGCUAGCCGCAAGGGUAGCGCCUUGAAGAGCGAGUUCAUCCACACGGUUCUUGCCAUCGAGAAGAGGAGACCUGGUCAAAACAAACCCAUUAGUUAG
Pyricularia pennisetigena is the source of this 2397-nucleotide messenger RNA. RefSeq lists its product as uncharacterized. The coding region runs from base 1 to 2397 and encodes 798 amino acids. The transcript is spliced from 4 exons. The record is from RefSeq and is a predicted model, not a curated record. NCBI's taxonomy places the organism in Eukaryota, Fungi, Ascomycota, Sordariomycetes, Magnaporthales, Pyriculariaceae. Gene Ontology annotation, molecular function: ATP hydrolysis activity; ATP binding.